AUGGACUCAUUUAAGUUUAAUUCUAACUUUUUUUUUUUUUUUUUUUUUUCCAAACAGAUAACUUUUUAUUUUCAAGGUGGAUUAAAAGCAUACUUUUAUCAAAGUUUUGUUUCAUUGGAUGUAGCAAACAUUCAAAUGCAUAAAAUUUAUUCUAGUAAAGAAAUGAUUAGAAUAAUUGGUGGUGUAAUUGAUACAAGUAAAGCAAAUGGUUUUUCAAUUACUCCAGCAGGUGCUAUCACCACCAAUAACCUUUUAACCUGGGAAAUGAUGAAACCAACAGAUCCAAAAUGUUAA
Molecule: messenger RNA, 294 nt
Organism: Dictyostelium discoideum AX4
Lineage: Eukaryota; Evosea; Eumycetozoa; Dictyosteliales; Dictyosteliaceae
Exons: 4
Coding region: 1-294 (97 amino acids)
Source: RefSeq, a predicted model, not a curated record